GUCAUGUGGUUGGAAACGCGCAUGCGCAGUCCUUCCAAUUGGCUUGUUCCUGUUCAGUUUAGCGGAAUCUGCUUUUCGUGGCUGAGGAAUAAGAACGAGCUAAAUGCGCUGGUUUGGUUUUGGCUUCAAUGCCUUUGCUCAAAUAUGUGUCCAGGAGAAGUCCGAUAAAGAAGGUAGCAGUAGCGCAGCGGGGGGAGUUAAAGUAAACGUUCCCAUAGAGCUGAAGAACCAUGUGGGCAGAAGUAAAAUCAGGGCAAGCUGGAGUCGGAAAGCAUCUUUGUUUUUAGAUGAGGAAAAGUCUGUCCGCCUGGCUGGUUUCUGUGCAUUCAGCUCCAAUGAGUCUUUCAGUCCAGUUAUGGUGGACACCCGUGGGUGUAGAGAUGCAAUAAUCAGUGAAACGCACCUUACCCUUGCUUUUCCAGACAGAAUUGAAUGCUGGGAUCUGCAGAGCAAGGAAAAGGUUCCAUCAUGGAGCAUGGAGAUAUUAACUCAGUCGCAGAACUCUGAUGUGAAUUUGCCAUUGGUACCAGGAGGAUACAUAUCACCUAAAACACCAAUUUUCCACUCCUUGUCUUCUCAUCUACAAGCCAAGAGCCUUGCACUGGGUGGAGAGCAUGCCAUCCUUCUGACUGCUGCUGGAGCUGUUUAUACCUGGGGUCAGGGCAGCCACGGAGAGUUGGGGCAUGGAGGACUCAUCCCCGAGGAGGAGCCCAGGACUGUGGAAGCUCUGUGGGGGAUGUCUAUGAGAUCUGUGGCUGCAGGAGGUUGGCACUCUGUCUGCGUUGGUGAUGGCGGUGACCUGUAUGUGUGGGGCUGGAAUGAAAGCGGUCAACUUGGACUUCCAUCACGAGGUCUGAGGAAGGCCUCACAACAGAAAAGUGAACCACAAGCAGGAGAACUAUGCGGCAGUGUCAGCGCUUGUCUUGGUGAAGAGCGACAUGAAGAAGUGUACAUUUCAAUCCAGGCAUUCCCAGCUCUGGUAGAUGUUAGUCCAUCAUGUGAGAUCAGGACAGUCAGCUGUGGCUCCCGGCACACAGCUGCAGUAACAACAACAGGCUGUCUUUACACUUGGGGAUGGGGAGAAUAUGGCCAACUUGGACACCAAACAACUACCAAUUUAGAUGAACCUAAAUGUGUGGAGUUUUUCAGGAAUGAGAACCUGCAUGUUGUUGAUGUGGUUUGUGGGCCAUGGAACACAUUUACCGCAGCUGUCAAGAAGGAAGUACUUGCCACAUAAAAUGUCCCAGAAUUACCCCUGUGAGCACUGGCAGUGAACUUCAGACUACAUACAAGGAAAUAUCAACAAAUACUUAAACUUUUAUGAUUAAAUAUGUUUUGUAAUA
Girardinichthys multiradiatus is the source of this 1343-nucleotide messenger RNA. Its product is annotated as RCC1 domain-containing protein 1-like. Bases 104 to 1237 code for a protein of 377 amino acids. The record is from RefSeq and is a predicted model, not a curated record. Lineage: Eukaryota; Metazoa; Chordata; Actinopteri; Cyprinodontiformes; Goodeidae. The transcript has 8 exons.